Messenger RNA from Diplodia corticola, 1938 nucleotides. Its product is annotated as heterokaryon incompatibility protein. Lineage: Eukaryota; Fungi; Ascomycota; Dothideomycetes; Botryosphaeriales; Botryosphaeriaceae. The record is from RefSeq and is a predicted model, not a curated record. The transcript has a single exon. The coding region runs from base 1 to 1938 and encodes 645 amino acids.
AUGUCUUCAUCUGCGACAGCUCCCGAAGACUCACCCUACCACGGCCAAGAUCUGGGUAGCGGAGAGAUCCGCCUCCUCACCAUCGUUCCGACGGAAUCCGGCUUGGAACUCUCAACCAAACCGCACAAGGUCACCGAGGAUCUGGAGUUCGAUGCAAUCUCGUACGUAUGGGGCACAGCUCCUCCCACAGUCGCCGCAACAUGCAACAGUAAACCCUUUCUCGUGACGCCGACUGCACACGAGAUGCUUGCGCACCUGCACCACCACAGGCCGGUUCCGCACCGCCCGCUGUGGAUCGACGCCAUCUGCAUCAAUCAGAAGAAUCUGGACGAGAAGGCUAUCCAGAUCCCCUUCAUGCGCGACAUCUAUUCACGAGCGACCCAAGUCAUCAUCUGGAUGGGACCCUCGACGCCCGGUACUGACGCCUUCCUGGCCGACUUUCCGCGGGUGUCCAAGAUUGCCCGAGACUGGAUAUCCGCGGGAACUGACCCUCGUUCCUGGAAGGCGGAAAAGUGGCCGGGGCCGCAUGAUCCGUUCUGGACGGGAUGCCACCAGCUGGUUCGGAAUGUCUGGUUCCGGCGCCUGUGGACGUUCCAGGAGGUCAUUCUCGCACGAAAGGGCAUCGUCUUUUGCGGGUCGUCUUACGUCGACCUGGAAGAAUUCAUCGACUUCGUCAUCAACGGCCAUUUCGGGACGACGCCGUUCAUUCCUCCAACUGAGGUCUCGGGGUCUCUGGAAGACGAGCAUGUUGCAUGGGAGGAGCUACGCACGAUCCAACGGUACCGAGAUAUUGCGAUCACGGAUGCGAAACCCGUGGAAGCCAUUGACGUCCCAGCGCUCCUGGAGAAGCUGCGUACUAGACGUGUGUUGGAGAAAGUGGAUCGAGUCUGGGCUGUGACUGGGCUGUUCGAGGAAGGCGUGCAGAGUGAAUUGGCUCCAAAGGUCGACUACAGCCUCGAGGCUCGAACCGACUUUUGGAAGACCUUCGUUCAUUUCGCAAGGAUCAUCCUUGCAAAAGCAGGGCCGCUAUGCCUGCUGUGUGUGCCUCCCUCGGUCGGACAGAGAAACGUUUCUCUGCCGUCAUGGGUUCCAGACUUCUCGGGACAGUCAGCUUGCCAUAUGCUCAUCACGGACUACUGGAACUAUCCGGCCAGCCACUCCGGCCAGUUCCGCAAUCUGCUCCUCUGCGAAGAAGAGGACGACUAUAAGAAGUGUUACGAAAGGGUGUAUGCAGUUCAAAAGCAUAGUAAGCGGUACGUUUCCACUCCAGAAACGGACAACUUCCUGCACAUUCGCGGCUUUUGCGUGGACACAAUCUCGGAAGUGGUAGAAGACGCGCGGCUCCUCGGUGAGACCGAUUUCAGAUUGAACUCAGCCUGGGCGACCUACAGAGCCGAGAAUUCUUCUUUCGUGGCUGCCAUGAGCUGGGAGUCAAGAAGUCUGGCAUUGGCACGCCGCGUCCUCCGCGGAGCUAAUGAUGAAGGCGCAUCAAGUAUCCCUUGGGACCACCUUAUGGCUUUCUUCAUGGAAUCUCGCCUCGUUCAACAAACAGAGACGGCAUAUAUUGACACAAUGUCCGUUUUGAGGAGCGAAAAUCCACCUGUCCAGUACGACGGCCUUGAAUUUCCCAGGCGCACUCUUGCAGGUCAAUGCAUCAGCCACUUCAAAACCAUAGCUGGUCAUACUUUCUUCAGUACGAAAGGUGGACGCAUUGGAAUCGCUACUCCAGGAUGCAAGCCCGGAGAUAGGCUCUGCGUCCUCUACGGUGGGCACCCUUUGCAUAUUUUGCGUUGGCCGGGGUGCAGCGAGAGCGACAAUGUCAGCCCUGGAGGUGCCGUUGUUGAGCUCAUGGGUGUUGCGUAUGCUCCUCAUCUCAUGCAGCAACAUCAAUCGGACGAUUCCCGACUUGGAGAGGACGAGACUUACGUGAUUGGCUGA